GUCACAACGCCGUUUCCGGUGCGCCAUUUUAGGCUGCAUGGCGCAAGUUCCACUGGGAAGAUGGCGGGUGAAAUCGGCGUUUGGUUAGUUUUAGCUUUUGGCCAAAUAAGAGUUUUAUGCCGAUAACUGUGGAACGAGUCGCUGCUGUUGGUUGUGCUAAAAGCUCGGCGGUGUGUUGGAAGCACCGCGCGUGAGGAAGCGAUGUCUGCUGAAGUCCUCAAACCCAGGCCGGUGGCUGGUGGAGGAAGUAAGUUAGGUGAACUGAUUGGGAAGCUCCAUGAGUACCUGGCGGCCGCUACGGAGGACAAAAAUGAACCUACUUUACCUGGACACUGGAAUGGAACUACGGCCAAAGAAUACCUGGAGCAGCAAGCUCAUGCCCAGACCGCAGAGGAGUCCAGUGGACCCUCCGAAGUGGGAAUGUUGUCGUCGGCUCGUUCAAGAAGGAAACCGACUGUUGUCACCAAACGCAGCGGGAUGAAUGAGUCGGACGCUUCAUCUGAGAGUGGAGCAGAGGAUGUGAUGUCUGUCCACUCCAGCGACCAUGACACUAAUUUCCUACCCAAAGGAACAGUGUUUGUGCUGCCAGAGCCAGUCUCCAAUGAAGCUCGUGAUGAUUUUCGUGGUCCAGAAUUCCGCAGUAGACGUGUUUACAAGCAGCACAGAGAUGGUGGUGACAGACGCAGAGGAGGAUAUGAGAUGGAGAGGGUAAACUGCACAGCUUGCGGUCAGCAGGUGAAUCAUUUCCAGCGUGACUCAGUCUACAGGCACCCUAUGCUUAAAGUUCUCAUCUGCAAGAGUUGUUUUAAGUAUUAUAUGAGUGAUGACAUCAGCAAAGAUUCAGAGGGGAUGGAUGAGCAAUGCAGGUGGUGUGCAGAGGGAGGCAGUCUGAUUGGCUGUGAUUACUGCAGUAAUGCCUUUUGUAAGAAAUGUGUCCUGCGUAACCUGGGGAGGAAGGAGCUGUCCACCAUCCUGGAGGAGGAGAGGAAGUGGUACUGUUAUGUGUGCAGUCCUGAGCCACUGGUGGAGCUGGUGUUGGCCUGCGACUCUGUUCUAGAGAGCUUAGAGCAGGCUCAAAAACGAGUCUCCCGUACUGAGCCAAACUCGGUCCGGGGGAAAGCUAACAAGGGUGGUCGUGGUGCGUCAUAUCUGAUGGGGGCAGGAGGUGGACCGGUGCCCUCUGCAGGCCUUUACCAGCGAAUGCAGCGGUUUGUAGAUGUUACUACAUCUUUGAGUCAUUCCUUCAAGGCAGUCGUUCAUAGAGAAAGAGAGGAGCAUGGAAACCAAGAAGAGAAGCAAGAGAGAAUUGGGCAGCUACGGAUGUUCCGUGCUGUACUGGAUGAUCUGCAAGCAGCUAACAGCGCGUUACAGGAAGCCCUGGACCACGAGCUGACUGGGUCCAAACGUGGCAGUAGAGUUGCUUUAGAUAAUAAAACAAAAGGGAGGCGUAGACCAAAGAAGGCAAUGUCAUCACAGAGCCCUGGACUCACAAAAGAGCUGGUGGUCAAACUUACUCCCGUACCAGUCAGCCCACAGCCCAUCAGCAGCAACUUUCCUUCCAUUAAUCCAUCACCUGACAGACAAAAGAUAAAGGUUGGAAUGACAGAUGGUUCACUGGAAGAAAGUGAAGCAAAGGUGGAGAUGGAGAAGGGGAUGGAGAUAGAGAUGGAGGGAAUGACUGAGAGAGGAGGACACGUAGAGAAUUAUUGUGGUAAUAAUGAUGACGAAGAGAAAGAGGAGGAGGAGGAGGAAGAGGAGGAGGAGGAGGAAGAAGAGGAGGAGGAGGACCAAACUGACCCAAAAAGUUUGUCUUUAUCAGAGGAGAAUAAACGUUCUCCACGUGUCAAAACCACACCGCGCCGUCGUCGGACGAACACAAACCCCUCUGCCGAGCAUGCUGGUUUAGCUGAGGAUGACUCUGAUUCUGACGAGGUGCCUGAAGUGCUGCUCCAGACUGCUGCUGCCAUGGCUAAUAGUGAGGAAGAGGGUUUGGUAGGUAGCAGUUGGGAUGGGGACGAGGUAAACCAGCAUGUCAGAAAGCAGCGGCUCUUUGGGCUGGUGAAAACCACACCUCCCGACAGAGGCUCUCGUAAGCGAAAUCUCAAAGAGAGAUCUUCAUCGUCCUCGUCAUCCUCUUCUGCGUCUUCAAGGAGGGGCUCCCAAGACCAGGGGUCUACAGUCAGAAUGACCAGAGGAAGAGCCCACAAAGUUGCCAGGAUGACGGGACAGAGCGGGAGUUCAUCAAGUGAGGUGGGAGGACCGGAACUGGAGAGUGGUCCGAGCAGCGACUCCGACGAUCAGAGGAUCAAACCGCUGACAGAGGGCGUCACAUUGCUGGGCUCUGGAAAUUUCCAGCAGUCUUCCGGUGAUGAGAUGGACAUCCAGCCAGGUCCGUCUUUGCCUGUGGAGGACGAUGAUUUAGAAAAUAGAAUUGCGAGGCAGAUUCUGCUGGCUCAGAUCAAAGCUAACCUCUCCUCUGAUUCUGAGCUGGAGGCCAGCACUGAUGAGCAAUCAGAGAGCACGAAAGGAGAGGAGGUGGUGAAGAAGAGCAAGAGCGAAUCAUCUGAGACAACAGACGAUGACGACAAUUAUGGCUCAGAAUCCAGUGGGUCAAAGCCAGGGUCACGGCACCGCCACCGAUUGCUGCGACAUGGUCUAACUUUAUCAGAGGCCGAAGCAAAAAGUCAAAAGCAAGGGGGGGAGAAGAAGAAAAGAGAAAGGGAAGUCCAAGAUUUAGGAUGCGUUAUUGUGAGCAGUGAUGAAACAAGUGACUCUGACCUAUGUGAGGAACUCAGCCUUUCAGAGUCUGAGGAAAUAGGGUCCCAGUCACCUACUCUUAAUGAGAAGCUUCAGAGUCCAUCACGCACACCUGACAAGACCACCGCUGCUGAUGAUGAUGUGUCUCUAACCACAGAGGAAUGUUUGAGGGGCACCCCUCGAGGGAGGAGGCAGAUCAGACGGCUUCUAGAGGUCGGUCAGCUGGCCCGAGAGACACAGAGUGCUCUGAAAGAAGAGGAGGAGCGCAGGAGGAGAUUAGCAGAGAGAGAAAAACAAAGACUGGACAUUGAGAGGAGAGAACGGGAAGAUGCAGACUCAGAGGUCAUCUUAGUUUCUGAGAGACAGGCCACACCAUUGGUUCUUGAGCAAGAUGAUGUAACGCAUAAGCCUAUAGUGCAAGUGCACAUGGGCUUUCUGAACAAACUUAAACCACAUCAGCGAGAGGGUGUGCGGUUCAUGUGGGACUGCUGUUGUGAGUCUGUUCAGAAUGUGAAGUCAUCUCCGGGCUCCGGCUGUAUUCUGGCCCAUUGCAUGGGCCUGGGCAAGACCUUUCAGGUCAUUGUGUUCCUUCACACGGUGCUGUUAUGUAAGGAGUUGCCACUGAAAAGGGCUCUGGUGGUGUGUCCUCUCAACACGGUGCUGAACUGGAGGAGUGAGUUUGACCAGUGGCAGAGGGGCUUAAGACCACACAGACUGAGGGUGGCAGAGCUGGCCACGGUGAAGUCUGUGGCUGUUCGCGUUGAGCUGUUGAAUGACUGGUUUACGAAUGGUGGCGUGAUGAUCAUGGGUUAUGAGGUUUUUCGUAUUCUGACGCACACGGAUAGCUCAAAAUACAGCAAACACAAAGAAAGCUUCCGCUCAAUUCUCCUGGAUCCAGGCCCUGAUCUGGUGGUGUGUGACGAGGGUCAUGUCCUUAGGAACGCAGACUCCAGCAUCUCAAAAGCCAUGCGAGCUCUACGUACACGUAGGAGAAUCAUUUUGACAGGAACACCGCUUCAAAACAACCUUACUGAGUAUCACUGCAUGGUAAACUUCAUUAAAGAGAACCUGCUGGGUUCUCUAAAGGAGUUCCGAAACCGUUUUAUUAAUCCAAUCCAGAACGGCCAGUGCGCAGACUCCACCCCUGCUGACGUCAGGCUGAUGAAGAAUAGAUCGCACGUCCUCCAUCAGAUGAUGUCAGGAUUCAUACAGAGGCGGGACUACUUAGUUUUGAUGUCCUGUUUGCCACCCAAGCGCGAGUAUGUGCUGUCAGUCAGGAUGACACCUCUGCAGUGUCGAUUAUACACACACUAUCUGCAGACCUACACAGGGAAAGGAGCAGGUGUGAACAGUUUGUUUCAGGAUCUUCACGUUCUGAGUUUGAUUUGGACUCAUCCCUGGUGUCUUAAACUUGCUCAGCUGAGCAGGAAUAAGGGAAAAGAGCAAGAGCCUGCUUCUGUCCUCACAGGGCUGGAUGCAGGUUUGGUGCGAGAUUCCGUAAAGCCAAAUGGCUCUGAACUGAGAGACACAAAUGUCACAGGUUUAGUGGGUAAUGGAGAGGGAAAUACAGAUCCAGUCCCCUUGCUCAAUCAAAAACCAGAUGUCACAAACACAGCCACAACAGAAAUUCCUGGUGGGGAAGCUGGAUUUAUGGGUAAUGGACCAUCUGCGGACUGGUAUCUGCCGUUUGUAACAGCAGCUGAUGCCAAAGUUCUGGAGCAUUCUGGGAAAUUACAGUUGCUACUGGAGAUUUUACACUGGGCAGAGGAACUACAAGACAAAGUGUUGGUGUUCAGUCAAUCUUUGAUAUCACUAGAUCUUAUUGAGAGUUUCCUCCUAUAUGCAGAUGAGACCAGGGGGAAGGAAUGUUGUCCAUACAAAGGAAAGAAAUCGUGGGUAAGAAAUAAAGAUUAUUAUCGUUUGGACGGCAACACUAGUGCUUGUGCUCGCAAGAGAUGGGCUCAAGAGUUUAACAACACUAAAAACAUAAGAGGGAGGUUGUUUCUGAUCUCCACUCGUGCGGGGUCUCUGGGAAUCAAUCUGGUCGCUGCAAACCGAGUUGUGGUGUUUGACGCUUGCUGGAAUCCGUCAUAUGACAUCCAGAGCAUCUUCAGAGUCUAUCGCUUUGGGCAGAAAAAAACUGUAGCUGUGUACCGUUUUCUGGCCCAGGGGACGAUGGAACAGAACAUUUAUGAGCGGCAGGUUGCUAAGCAGUCUCUGUCCUCCCGUGUUCUGGACCAGCAGCAGAUUCAGAGACACUUCACACACAGUCAGCUGAAUGAGCUGUACCGCUUCCAGCCAGACCUACGGCCCAGUAAACACACAGAAACACCUGCGGAUGAGGUGUUAGUCCGGCUGCUGCAGAGCUGUGGGCAGCUCAUAGUAAGUUAUCAUGAGCACAACUCGUUGUUAGACCACCGGGAGGAAGAGGAGCUGAGCGAGGAAGAGCGCAGAGCAGCCUGGGAUGAAUACCGUGCAGAAAAAAAGGCCGCUGUACAGAUCUCCAAUGAAGCCGCCGCCAGAAUCGCCAACCGGGACCUACAGCUCAGUCAUACUCAGCAGGCUGUGGCGCUUCAAAAUUUCAGCUAUACAACCAAGAACACUCCUCCAACUUCACUUUCUGUCAAACAAGGCAAUGCCCAACAUUCUGCUGCUCAACUCAACUCUGCCGCCUUGCAGCUGACGCAACCCAAAGUGAUUUACUCAGUUUCAAAAACAAAAACAUAGCCUGAUCCCCCUCUCAUGUCCUCUGAAAACAGUUUGUGUUGGACUUGCUGUAAAUAUCGCCGUGUUUGGCAGUAUGAAUGUAGUAUUAACAUCAGAGCACUAAAGGGACUCACGAGACAACACUCCGACAGACGUAUGAUUAGAGACCUCAAAGCAGCUAUUCUGUUGUCAAUAACUUGAAUUAUAAAGCAGCACUAGUUCCUUACUGUACUAAAUGGUGCAUCCAAGACAUUCUGCUUUUCUAACUACCUCAACACCAGCAUGAGUAUGCAGAAAAGUAUCCGGCACAUGUAUAUCCUUUUGGACAGAAUGGGGUUCACAAGCCGGUACACAAAAAGACUGUUGCCAGUGUCUUUGCUAACACCUUUUAUGUUUAAAUAUUAAAAAUAUAGAAUAAUUUAGUUUUCAAAAGGUCUUAAACGUCCAAAGCUCAAUGGACUGUGUUAUGACACGUGAGCAUUGUUCUCUGUUCAAAUACUUUGUAGAUGUACUUAGAUAAUAGAAAUAAAGACACACUUGCUUGAUAGAAAAAAAAA
This is a messenger RNA of Ctenopharyngodon idella (grass carp), 6020 nucleotides long. RefSeq names its product transcriptional regulator ATRX-like. The transcript is spliced from 34 exons. NCBI's taxonomy places the organism in Eukaryota, Metazoa, Chordata, Actinopteri, Cypriniformes, Xenocyprididae. The record is from RefSeq and is a predicted model, not a curated record. The coding region runs from base 202 to 5484 and encodes 1760 amino acids. Gene Ontology annotation, molecular function: ATP-dependent chromatin remodeler activity; ATP binding; ATP hydrolysis activity. Gene Ontology annotation, cellular component: nucleus.